Messenger RNA from Drosophila mojavensis, 3497 nucleotides. RefSeq names its product E3 ubiquitin-protein ligase msl-2 (gene msl-2). Gene Ontology annotation, cellular component: MSL complex. The transcript has 2 exons. Bases 445 to 3024 code for a protein of 859 amino acids. Gene Ontology annotation, molecular function: ubiquitin protein ligase activity. The record is from RefSeq and is a predicted model, not a curated record. Lineage: Eukaryota; Metazoa; Arthropoda; Insecta; Diptera; Drosophilidae.
AAACGGUCACAUUGCACUGCUAAGAAUAUAAAACGCAGGCACGGCGUUCCAUUUAUCUUUGGUAAUUUUACUCCUCAAUUGAUAAAAACAAAGUGAAAAUUAAAAAUGACUUGAAUAACUUUUAGAAUACAUAACCAUCUUUUUUUUUUUUUUUUUUUUUUGAUUUUUUUUUGCACGUGAAUAGUAUUUCUAAGUAUUUAGCCGCUAAGUGAAAACAACAACAACAACAACAUCUAUUGCUAGAGGAACGCCAGCCAACAAAUUCGAUGAAAGCCGGUGAAAACGUACAGCUAAUGAAAUUAAAUAACAUGUUUUAACGGAAGCGCGGUGCAGCUACGGCAAGGCAGGCGGCAAACGCAGCAGCUCGCCCAGCGCAGUAUCCGACUAACGGGAACUGUCAUUAAACGUUUAUCCACAUUUUUCUAUUGUCCAUCCAUUUACACAAUGGAGGCACAAAGACUUUAUAUACAAAUUACGCUACUCUCAUUGAAGUCCGCGUCGAACUUGUCGACCCGUCGCAUUCAUGAGAUCAAUACUGGUAUUGGUGAACUGCGUCAGCUGCUGUCGUGUGCCGUCUGCUGUAAGCUGCUCAAUGAUCCCUACAAGCCGAAGGGACGCCGUUGUGGUCACCAUGUUUGCCGGCUGUGCAUGCGUGGACGUAAAAAUCUGUGGCCCAGUUGUCCGCAGUGCAAGGACUGUUCAGAUUUCCGCACCUACGAGGAGAACAAAACAAUGGCUCUGCAGUUGCUGUGCUAUAAAACGCUCUGUGUGCAUUUACGGCAGUCUGCGCUGUAUUCGGAGUUCUUUCAUCUGCGACCGGACAUUAAGACUUCAAUCAACGUCGAGCGGAAGCCACGGAUUCGGCUCCCGAAUAGAUCGACACAGUGGUUCAUAGAGGAGGGCGCCAACUAUGAGAAUAUGUCUGAAACAUUUUUGCUCCAGCCGGAUUUACCGUUUCUUGCAAAUGCUCCGUCAUCGUUGCCAGCGGAGACGCCUCCAACGACAGCGGCCACCACUCCUGAGCUGCCGUACGAGCAGCAUAUGCCGAAUCAGUUGUCCAUUACGGACAUUGAGCUGGAGGCAGCUGCAACUGGGGAGCAGGCGCAGUAUGCUCAUCCAUUGCCCAUGAUGACAUCCGGAGCACGAAUGUUGACACACACUCACAUCGCACCCCAGCCCCAGCAAGUGCUCGUUCCCGCGGAUGAACCAAUGUUGCCAGCCGGUUACAUCGAAUCGCCGUGGUCGGAUCAAGUGGAUCUAUCGGGAGCUUUUACGAUACCUGCGGAUUAUGUCAACAGCACGUCCAACUAUACAACCUAUGUAAUGCCGAAUGGCGAGGUGCAUAUGGCCCCCAUUGGUCAGGUAGUGCAGCUAUCACAUCAAGAGCAGCUAUCAGAGCAGGAUCAGCUAUCACAACAAGAGCAACUGUCACAAGAGGAGCAGCUCGCAGAAGUCGCAACAGUUGAACCUAUGGAAACAGUUGAGCCAGAUGUGCCAAUUGUCGCCAGCACCUCCAAGGCGACUGCUUUUAAGUCAGUGAAUGCCAGUGGCUCCAUAAAACGGCGUCGUGCACAAAUGCUGCUCGACCAUGUGGAGGACGAGGAACUGUUGCCAAGCACCAAAGCCGUUGCGCCCACGAGCACGCUCACAAAUUUCCGUAAUAAGAAACCCACUAUAAUCUCGUCGGUUCAGGUUAAGCCGCCAACAGCAACAGGAUCACCCAUAAGGACAGUAGCAGCUGCUCCAAUAGCUACAGAUCCAGCUACAGCUCCAGUUCCAGUAGCUGCAGUUCCAAUGGCUGCCGUUCCAGCUCAAGUAUCUGCAGUUCCAGCGUCUCUAGCUCCAGUUCCAGUAGCUGCAGUUCCUAUAUCUGCAGUUCCUCCUUCAAUGGCUAUAGUUCCAGCUCCAAUAGCUACAGCUCCAGCUUCAAUAGCUGCAGUUCCUGCUCCAAUAGCUGCAAUUCCAGCUCCAAUCGCUGCAGUUCCGGCUCCAAUCACUGCACCUCCAGCUACAAAAGUUAUAGUUCCAGCAGCUCCCAAGCCUGUUGCGACUACUGUUGUCAAGGCUGCUCCGAAGCCUGCUCCGAUGACUGCUGCCAAGCCUGUUCCGAAGCCUCCUGCCAAACCUGUUGCCAAGCCUGUUGCCAGGUCUGCUCCCAAGCCUGCUGCAGCAACUCAUAUUGCAACCGCUGCCAAAGCUGCACUUCCUGUGUCUGCGUCAGUCGUUGCAAAAACUCCUGCAGCUACCGCUAAAAUGGCGACCAUGCCACACACAUCCACGCCAAAAGCGAUAGUCCAUAAGCCCAAGCCCAAGGAUGCGCGCAUGUCACACAUCUGUCGCUGUGGCACCACCUCGGCACCUGGUAAGGCGACCUGUCGCAAUUCGCGCUGCACUUGCUAUGUGGCGGGCAAAUCGUGUGUGGAUUGCAAAUGCAUUGGUUGCAAGAAUCCACAUCAGGAUGCAACUGAUACGAGUGAUGAGGAGGACUUUAACAUGGAUAUAGAAACAGAGGUGGCACCAGCCGAGGAGCCCGCUGAGGAGCCCGUUGAGGAACCCACUCCAGCAUCAACUGACAUGCAAUCAGGCUUCACAUUAGUGCCCCUUGACAAUCUACAGCAAUCGCAGCAUCCGCUGGUCCUCAUGCAAAACGAGAAUGGUCAAUACCAGGGUUUCAACAUAUUCAAUGGCAGUGAGCCCGUCGAUCCGGCCACGCUGGGUUUUCAGCGCGUACCGUUGCGUAGCAAUGAUGGGAACUCAUCAAUACCUGAAUUUGCUUAUAUAAUGCCACCGCCGACGGUGGAGCCAACGACAGCCACAACGGAGCCAGAUCCACCACCAUCACCCACAAUGGAGCGCCCGGCGAAGAGAUUCAAGAGCUUCCGCAAGAGGUUAGAUAUGGAACGCAAUGUGCUCAGAAAGUCGGCCGAUAUGCUUGUCAGCGCUGGUAAUGCUGCUGCUGGCGACGGCAGUAUGGACGGUGACAAGGAUGAGGCCAUUUUGGAGCGUAUCUUCUCGGAUUUGUAAGCAAUCAGUGUAGUAGACGGGCUAACCGGCCUCGCAAUUUGUACAUGGUCCUCGUUUUAUAGUUGCCAUCAUGUUCGUUUAGUUGUGUAUGUUGUAAAUAUUUGUAUGUAGGUAGAACUGUGCGUGUCUCUUCAUGUAUGUGUGUCCUGUACCUGUGGACCGAUAUAUACCACUAUUUGUAUAUAUAUUUAUGAUACCUAAAUCCGAUUCAGGUACAGGACAAACCAUUUCUCUGGUCGGUUGCAAUCGACUUAAGCGCUCAUCCCCUCAUCUCAUCUUAUUUUAUUUCAGCUCUUAUUUUCAAUGCACAAUCGUAUCUUACACAUUUUAUGCUUGUUUUAUUCACGUUGAUUAGCUGGUUUAACCAGCAGCUCAAGAAAUUCACAUUCACUCAUCUACACAGAUCUGUUAAGAUCAUCACACUUGAAGACGUUGAGUGACAACUGAAAUUAUUUAUAUUUUAUCCAAUGUAA